CUCGGUCAGUUCAGCAUGUGGACCUAUCCUCCUCUCGUCGUCUGGGAGGACCUCUGGUACCAGUGGAGGACUAUCUACGUGCUAGUAGGGCUCGUGUUCUGGAACAUGCUUCUCCAGCCGGUCAUGCAGGGUCAAAUCUUCGACGCGUUUGCGGAGAUUCGCAGCAAGGCCACAGCCGCCACCCUUGAGUUGGAGUCGAAGUGCUUCGUGACAGGGCUGGAGCGUCACCGGUUCAGCAAGUAUGCUGGAGAGUGGGAGACGAGGAGGGGAGGGAAGUACGCAAUACGGUACCUGCUGUACCUCAAGCACCUCCUGGACAAGGACCCUGCCGACUACAACGGGACGGAGAGAAG
Messenger RNA from Guillardia theta CCMP2712, 353 nucleotides. RefSeq lists its product as hypothetical. The record is from RefSeq and is a predicted model, not a curated record. The transcript is spliced from 2 exons. The annotation marks the transcript as partial. NCBI's taxonomy places the organism in Eukaryota, Cryptophyceae, Pyrenomonadales, Geminigeraceae.